Molecule: messenger RNA, 1036 nt
Organism: Zeugodacus cucurbitae (melon fly)
Lineage: Eukaryota; Metazoa; Arthropoda; Insecta; Diptera; Tephritidae
Product: calcyclin-binding protein
Exons: 3
Coding region: 164-835 (223 amino acids)
Biological process (GO): heart development
Cellular component (GO): nucleus
Molecular function (GO): ubiquitin protein ligase binding; S100 protein binding; tubulin binding
Source: RefSeq, a predicted model, not a curated record
CACUGAGUGUGGGCAAUAACUUUUGGUACCCUGUUUCAAGUUCACACAUUUAUUCGGCAUUAACAAAAAGAGUGGUUAAAAGCGAGGCGAGUGUCUUCAAAGGAUUCUAAUUUGAAAAUUAAUAUUCCAACUAAUAUAAAAUAACCAUAAAACAAACUACAAAAUGUCUUUCGAAGAGUUACUACAAGACGCAGGCGAGUUAAGCAGAUUUCUUGGCGAGGCUACACGUCCAAGAGUGCGAAAUGUGUUAUUACAAGCCAAAGCCGAGGUUGAGAAGGAAAUUGUCAAUUUAGAGAUGAAAGAGCGCAUUGCAGCCGAAAGAAAAGCAGCCGCUGCAACACCAAGAAGGUAUUUAGUGGAAUUGAAUGAGUAUGCAUGGGAUCAAAGUGACAAGUUUGUCAAGUUGUUCGUCACAUUGGAAGGUGUCCAAAACAUUGACGAAUCGAAUGUUGUCGCCACUUUCAAUGAAAAUUCAAUGGUAUUGCACGUUAGCGAUUUGAAUGGCAAAGAUUACGGUUUGACGAUCAACAACUUACUCGACAGCAUCAAUGUGGAGAAGAGUUAUCGUAAAGUGAAACAAGGCAUGGUCGCGAUUUAUUUGAAGAAAUUGAAUGAAGGCAAACACUGGGAUCACCUAACCACCAUACAAAAGCGACUGAAGCAGAAAUUAGAUGACGAUUUGAAAGGCUCUGAUGACGGCAAUCCAGAGAAUGCGCUUGUAAAUAUAAUGAAGAAGAUGUACAACAGCGGUGAUUCGAAAACUAAGCAAAUGAUCGCCAAAGCGUGGACUGAAGGCCAACAAAAGGCACACCUUGGCCAAGGGCCGGAAAUGUAGUGUAAAACAGUUUGAAGCAUAUAGUUACACCGCGCAUCAAUUUUUUGUUUCUUAUUAAACAGUUUACAGUUACUUCGAAUACGAAACAAUACAUUCUAUUUUGCGAUAUUUUGUAGUACAUACUAAUAUACAAUUAUUUUUAUUAUUUUUUUGUAAUAAUUUAAGUAAAAAUACAUAGUAACGGAUAUUCCAAAGUAAAAA